Lucilia cuprina (Australian sheep blowfly) is the source of this 1123-nucleotide messenger RNA. Its product is annotated as location of vulva defective 1-like. The record is from RefSeq and is a predicted model, not a curated record. The coding region runs from base 539 to 1123 and encodes 194 amino acids. Lineage: Eukaryota; Metazoa; Arthropoda; Insecta; Diptera; Calliphoridae. The transcript is spliced from 2 exons.
UUGAGAAAAACUUUUCAGUGGGUCUUCAUACCCCCACAAAAAGAGAACAAUGAAAAAUUUGUAACGCGGUAACGCCAAGAAGUAAACAAAAAGGAUAUUAAACGAGCUAUUAAGUAAACGGGAUACGCAGUCAAAUAAAGUUACGUCGGCGAAAAGUAAUGAAAAGUAUUGAAAAAUAUUAAAUAUUUUGUAUUUUAAACUCAAGAAUAGAAAAAACUUAGAAAACGCACUAAUAACGUUAUUGAUUAGUUAACUAAAUAGUAAAGAAAACUAUGGAGAAAAGCCAUUAAACUAAGAAAAAAAUCAAUAAAAUUGCUAAAAUUUUAAUAAGAAAUUAAAAACAAAUACAAUACAAAUUUGUAAAAAAAUACAUUAAUCAAAAUAUAUAGAAACAAGUAAAAAAUUAAAUUAAAAAUUUUCUGUACUAAAUUAUAGUUUUGAAAAAAUUAAAAUCGAAAUUCAUUAAAUGUCAAGAGGUGUAGAAUAGCAAAACAUAAAGAAAGUUAAAUAAAAAUAAGCUAAAAACAACAACAACAAAAUGGCAAAUCUUGCGAAUCAUACAAAAACAGUAACAACAACAAUGACACAUACCGGAACAACAAAUACUUCUGCAACAACAGCGGUGCAGCAAACAGCAGCAACACCAACAACUUUAUCGCUUACUUCACCGUUAACAACGACAAUAACAACGUCGUCAAUGUUGUCCAAAUCAAAUACAGCAAAUCUAGUUGCUAAUGCAUUUUUAAUGGAAAAUCUUAAUAAUAUGCUACAACCUUCAACAACAACACUAUUGCCAACACAUCCACCACCGCCACCCUAUACCCAUUCUUUAGCUCCUGCAGCUGCUAAGGAUUCCACCAAAAAAUCCUCUUUGCCUAUUUAUAUGCAACACAAUAAUUUUGUAGAAACCACAACAAAAACCAACAACAUGUCCGAAAAAUUAUUAAAUGAUAAAAAUAGAUCACCAACACCCACUCUAUCACCGCUCGAUACUGGAGCUUUUGGACCGGCAUUGAAUGAAACACAAAAACCCCGUUGGUUGUCAUCGCUACACAGUGUUAUUUUUAUUAUAACUUGUGCUUUGGCCGUCUUUAUUGUUUUUCGUAAUGUCCUUACAUGGUAA